AUGAACAAUCAGAAUUUUGAUGGAAGAAUUAAAAAUCUGGUAUCCACUCUGCAGUCGCAGUGUUUCCACAGGGGCAUUGGGGCGCUGAAGCAACUGUCAUGUGUGUUCCGGAGAAUGGAUAUAGACUAUUCCAAGAAGAUCUGUUUCGAGGAACUAGCCCAAGGUGUGAAAACGUACAACCUGAAUUUUUCCAACAAGGACUUGCAUGACCUGUUCACUGCACUUGACAGGGACCGUAAUGGCCAGAUUGAUUUCAAAGAGUUCAUGGAUCUUCUAACUCCGCCGCUUAACGAACUCAGGGUCAGGGUAAUCAAUGAAGCCUUUGACAAGCUGGACGUGAAUGGAGACGGGGCCAUUCAGCUGGACGAUCUGAAAAUCGUGUACGCUACAAACGCUAGAAAGCACCCGAACUACCUGUCUGGACAGUGGACAGAAGACGAAACACUACAGCACUUUCUCGACGGCCUGGACACUCCAGGAAGUCCUGACGGCAAAGUGACCAGACAGGAAUUCAUGAAUUACUACGCUGAAGUGAGUGCUACAGUUGAUGACGACUGCUACUUCGACAUGACCAUGAGAGCUUUGUACGGUCUUCCCGCGUUCAAAGCAAAGCAAUGA
Messenger RNA from Candidula unifasciata, 618 nucleotides. The record is from the annotation of a GenBank genome assembly. NCBI's taxonomy places the organism in Eukaryota, Metazoa, Mollusca, Gastropoda, Stylommatophora, Geomitridae.